UGUUUGGGAAGCUGUUUACUGUUAAUUUCAGAACUGUGCAGAUCCCUUGUUGGUCAGACAAAUUAAGGGAUUCAAAAUGGCUGCUGGACUAACUAAGAAAUUCUUUAUUGCAUCAAUGUUAAUGUGGAUAGCUCCUCUUGCAAUUCUCUGUGCUUUUAACCAUAAUUUACUUCCUGGUGUGAUGAAUUUAUUUCCUCAUGCUAUGACACUGGUGAGCGGGUUCGUUGCUGUGAUAUCUGUCAAUAUAGUUAUCGUGUUCUAUAUUUAUAUGGCAAUGAAGGAACCUACCGAUAAGCACGAGCCAGACCUGAAGUUUCUCACUUAUGCAAAAGCUAGUGUGAACCAGUCAGCAGGAGAAGGUCCGACCUCUGUGGAAUCUGUAAAGAAGCACGAAUAGAAUAGCUGAAGCCCUGGUCUAGUCAUCACAGGGGGAGGAAUGGAGCACUGAGGUUAGAUUAUUUUGUUGUAUAUUUAGUUUCAUUGCUAUGUUUCCGUAUUAUUUUCGAGUUUCGAUUCGGAUUUCAGGAUUUUUUUUUACCUUGUUUUGACUUGCAUCUGAUGAGAUUAUACUGAUCGUUUGCAACAUUGAUUUCAUUAGCU
Molecule: messenger RNA, 600 nt
Organism: Hibiscus syriacus
Lineage: Eukaryota; Viridiplantae; Streptophyta; Magnoliopsida; Malvales; Malvaceae
Exons: 3
Coding region: 77-397 (106 amino acids)
Biological process (GO): vacuolar proton-transporting V-type ATPase complex assembly
Cellular component (GO): endoplasmic reticulum membrane
Source: RefSeq, a predicted model, not a curated record